This is a messenger RNA of Cavenderia fasciculata, 2502 nucleotides long. RefSeq lists its product as uncharacterized. The record is from RefSeq and is a predicted model, not a curated record. Lineage: Eukaryota; Evosea; Eumycetozoa; Acytosteliales; Cavenderiaceae. The coding region runs from base 1 to 2502 and encodes 833 amino acids. The transcript is spliced from 3 exons.
AUGGAUAUAUUCAAACUAACAGAAAAGUUCUCACCUGAACUAUUGAAAGAGGUGAUGGGUGCAUACUUGUCAUUACAGCCAACCGAACUAAAACGAGUCAAUCAACUGAUAAAGAUGUGGAUGGACCUCCAAGACAUUACAAGAACACAGAUUGAAAGUAUAGUGGUCGGACUCAGCCAAGCUCAAAAGGUUGCACUGAUCAAGGUGCUAACUAUGUUUUUGCCAAAGCAACUCAAAGACAAGGCUCGUUUGGUGAUUCGUGUGAUCGACCCAAGCAUUCUAGAGGUCUAUACCGAUGAAUUUAUCAAUAUCGUUGCCACUCCAGAAGGUAUUCAAGCAUCAAGAUCAAUCCUUGAUCUAGUCGGACACCCUCCUCCUUCAAGAGAUAUGUUUGUUCGUUCAAAUGCAUCUACUGUCAACAAUCAAACACCAUCAUCAUCGUCAUCAUCAUCAUCAUUUGAAAAUGAACUAUGUAAUAGUUGGUUCAAAGCAGAGAAUGGUGUAAUCAUGCACAAAGAUGAAAAGGGUGUUGUUACUGAGGCAGAAACCAACCUACAAAUAAUCGAGAUGGUAGUGUUGGCUGACCGACAACCACAUUUAGAGGAACCAUACGAGAACCUAAAGCUCAUUGAAAAGGAGUUUUUAAAGGUACUUGGUUUGAUAGUCUCCGAUCUCAGUCCUGGAAAGAAUUUACCCGGUGACCUUGAACCUCCCUUUCAUUACAUGGCCCUUUUAAAAGUGGUACCUAUUCAUAACGUCGGUGACACUAAACCUCGUUGGGCUAAAUUUGAUAAAGAUCGCCAAGGAUAUAGAUUAUACACAUUAGCAAACCCAUUUGAUGAUUCCUCUACCGAAUCUAUUCGUUUGUCAUUCCCAAAUCUUAUCCUAUUGGCUCAUCACCGUGGUGAUAUAGAACUACCAAUUGAUGAAGUUUACAAUGUUGCCAUCCGAUUCAAACAACCUGCUUCUGCCGUCUCUAAUUUUACCCAGUUCCUACAAACAGACUUUGACAACCAACAACAAACUGAUUUUGAUGCUAUCUUCAAAUUGGUAGAAGCUAUCAGUUAUGCAACUUGUUAUUCUCCAAUAGAUACUCUAUCAAUGUACCUAGGGGAAACUAUUAACUAUUCUGCUCAACAAGCUUGGAGUUCACUUGUCAAUAGUCAAGAAUACAAGAAUGAAAAAAGAAAUAGAAAUAUGUUAAUGAUAGAAAUAUUUCAAGUGUUAAUUAAAUAUAGAUUUAGUAUAAAUGUACAUAUCUCAUUAAAAAAUAUGGAAGAGAUAAUUAAAUUAUCAACAAAGUAUUCACCUCAAUUUGUGAAAGCUGUUGUAGGUGGAUACUUGUCUUUGGGUCCAUUAGAACUAAAGAGAAUCAAUCAAUUUAUCAAUAUGUGGUUGGGAGGUCUCAAAGAGAGUACAAGAACCGAAAUUGAAAGUAUAGUGGUCGGACUUUCUCAAGCCAAAAAGGUUGCGAUGGCCAAAACUUUGUCCACCUAUAUGCCAAGACAACUUCGAAAACAAUUUCUAUUGAUGAUUAAUCAGAUAGAUCCUAGUAUUCUAGAGACCUACACUGAUGAAUUUAUCAAUUCUAUUGUCACUCCAGAAGGUAUUGAAACAUCAAAGGCAAUCCUCAAACUACUCAGAAACCAACCAUCAAGUAAUGAUAUAUUUGCAAAUACACAUCAUUAUGAUUCUAUCGAGAUCGAUCAUGAAGGCAAUCAAGCUCCACCACCAUCAUCAUCGCCACCAUUGUAUGAAAAAGAACUAUGUAAUAAUUGGUUCCGUGACAAGAAUGGUACUAUCAUGUUCAAGAAUCAACAAGGGAUAGUUGAAGAGGCAGCAACCAAUCUACAAGUAAUCGAGAUGGUUGUGUUGGCUGACCGACAACCACAUUUAGAGGAACCAUACGAAAACCAAAAGAUGAUCGAAGAAGAGUAUUUAAAGGUGUUUAGAUUGAUGGCUGAGGAUCUCAGUCCUGGAAAAGUCGGUCAAUUACCAGGUAACCUUCAACCUCCCUUCCAUUACAUGGCACUUUUAAAAGUGGUGCCCACUGACCAUGUCGCUGAACCUCGCUGGGCAAUAUUUGAUAAAGAUCGUAAUGGUUACCAAUUAUAUACAUUAGGGGGCAAAUUUGAUGAUUCCUGUACUGAAUCUAUUCGUUUGUCAUUCCCAAAGCAUAUGUUAUUGGCUCAUCACCAUGGUGAGGAUAUAGCACUACCAAUAGAUACAGUUUACAAUAUUGCCAUCCAAUUCAAACAACCUGCCUCUGCAAUCUCUAAUAUCUACCAAUUCCUACAACAAGGAGAUGAACAGUUGGAUGACAAUCAAAAUGAUUUUGAUGCUAUUUUCAAGUUGGUAGAAUCGAUUGGUUAUGCAACCUGUUUCUCGCCUAUAGAUACUCUAUCAACAUACCUAGUAGGGGAGACAAUCAGCCAUUCAGCUCAACAAGCUUGGAAUUCACUUGUCAAUAGUCAAGAAUACAAGAAUGAAAAAAAGAAAUAG